Salvia splendens (bonfire salvia) is the source of this 2249-nucleotide messenger RNA. RefSeq names its product serine/threonine-protein kinase D6PKL2-like. Bases 678 to 2204 code for a protein of 508 amino acids. Gene Ontology annotation, biological process: protein phosphorylation. The transcript has 4 exons. The record is from RefSeq and is a predicted model, not a curated record. Gene Ontology annotation, molecular function: protein kinase activity; ATP binding. Lineage: Eukaryota; Viridiplantae; Streptophyta; Magnoliopsida; Lamiales; Lamiaceae.
AAGAGUAUUUAUUUAUCCAUGCUUUUCCCUCUCAUCUCUCUCUCUCUCUCGCAGCAUAACAGGCAAAUAUAAACAUGAGAGAAAAGCACAACAAAUCUCAUUAUUCCCUACCUCUUCUUCUUCUUUUCGCCUGAUAAUCAUAUUCCCACCAUUUCCAACACUUGUACUUUUUCCAUGGAACACCUCCAGUUGCACUCCCGUUUUAGCUCGGACCACAGACUGCUGAUGCUUUUCUUCUUUCUGCGGAGCAGAGUAGCCCAAUCAAGACAGAUAACUCUGUGAACUGUGAUGACAAAAGGUGAUUGGAUAUGGAGAGAAUCCCUGAAACUCAGUCACUUUCUAGGCAACUAUUACUUGCUCAUAACUUCUUGCAGGAGGCUGAAGAGCUCAUGUCGUUUACAGCCAGCGAUGAUUCCUCUGAUGAGGAAGCCGGCCCCACUUCAUUUCGUGGGGCUAGCCACCCCGCUGAGCCAGUUGAUACUGACAUAAUGAGGCCAGUCUAUGUACCAAUUGGACAAAAUAAUGUGGAUGGGAGAUAUUUGAUUACGAGCCCUUUUCUUAAGGAUCUUUCGAUCAGGGUACCAAGUAUCGAACCGAGCCCAUCAAUACUUUCACCUGCUGGAAGCUAGGCUGAAGAGCUCGAUGAUUUAGCUUCUGUAUCAGAGGGAAAAGAGUGUAUGUGGGAUGGGAUGAUGAGUGAUGACAGAAACUAUGAUAGCAUAAAAGGAAGCACUCGAGGGGGCUCUCUUGAGAGUACCAAAACUAGCCUGAGCCGAGCAAGUGAUAGCAGUGGCCUUAGUGAUGAUAGUAACUGGAGUUACACUAGUGGCAGCGCAAAUAAGCCUCACAAGGGAAAUGAUCCCAGAUGGAAGGCUAUACUCUCUGUUCGAGCGAGGGAUGGCGUUUUAGGCAUGGGCCAGUUCAGGUUGCUGAAAAGGCUUGGCUGCGGGGAUAUUGGAAGUGUAUAUCUCUCUAAGCUCAUCGCAACCCGAUGCCUCUUUGCAUUGAAAGUGAUGGACAAGGCGUCCCUUGCUAGCAGGAAGAAGUUGAACCGGGCACAUACAGAACGGGAAAUCUUGCAGCUGCUCGACCAUCCUUUCUUGCCAACACUGUACACUCAUUUUGAGACUGACAGAUUUUCAUGCUUAGUCAUGGAAUAUUGUCCCGGGGGAGAUCUGUAUACCCUGAGGCAACGACAGCCGGGAAACUUUUUCUCCGAGUAUGCUGCUAGGCCUUCAUUGAGUCCUCUCCCUUCCUACAUUCUUGCCAACACUGACUCUCCAGCUUGGAUGUAUGAUUUUUCUGAGAUGUGUGACAUGAUGGUGUUUCAUCUACUUAAUGGAUCAGAACCUCACAAAACUCAUUCUAACCUUAUUCAACAUUGCCAUAUUUUUCCUCCUAAUUUAAGGUUUUAUGCAGCUGAAGUUCUUUUGGCGCUUGAAUACCUCCACAUGCUAGGCGUCGUAUACAGAGACCUGAAACCGGAAAAUGUUCUGGUCCGCGAAGAUGGCCACAUCAUGCUAUCAGACUUUGACCUUUCCCUUAGAUGUGUAGUUUCACCCUCUCUAAUAACCACCUCUGCUUUACACUCUCAUCCUUCCAAACAAAGGGCCGGAUUCUGCGCGCAGCCAGCUUGCAUCGAGCCAUCAUCAGCAUGCAUCCAACCCUCAUGCUUUCUUCCUCGAAUCUUCCAUCAAAAGAGCAAGAAAGUAGACCCUGGGAUGAAGCCAUCCGGUGCUUUUCCUGAGCUAGUUGCAGCUCGGUCAAUGUCCUUUGUAGGGACACACGAAUACUUGGCCCCGGAAAUGAUCAAGGGCGAAGGCCAUGGCAGUGCAGUGGACUGGUGGACAUUUGGUGUAUUCUUGCAUGAGCUGCUCUAUGGCAAAACACCAUUCAAAGGUUCAGGGAAUCGUGCAACGCUCUUUAACGUUGUCGGACAAAACACCAUCCGUGGCCUGCUCGUGAAGGAGCCACAGAACCGGCUUGGGGUGAAAAGAGGAGCAACUGAGAUCAAGCAGCACCCUUUCUUUGAAGGUGUGAAUUGGGCUCUGAUAAGGUGCAGCAUGCCUCCAGAGGUGCCUAGGCCGGUCGAGGUUGGACCCCCCUCGAAGCACACAUUCGUCGGUGCCGGCCUCGGUGGUGACAAAAGAGUGGGGACAGGCAUGAAAUCUGAGGGUAAAUACCUGGAUUUCGAGUUCUUUUAGAUGGCAUGUCACAUGAGUAUUUUAUUUGCAUUGAUUCUAAUUGCA